This is a messenger RNA of Epithele typhae, 984 nucleotides long. RefSeq names its product transaldolase. The transcript has 6 exons. The coding region runs from base 1 to 984 and encodes 327 amino acids. The record is from RefSeq and is a predicted model, not a curated record. Gene Ontology annotation, biological process: pentose-phosphate shunt, non-oxidative branch; carbohydrate metabolic process; pentose-phosphate shunt. Gene Ontology annotation, molecular function: transaldolase activity. Gene Ontology annotation, cellular component: intracellular anatomical structure; cytoplasm. NCBI's taxonomy places the organism in Eukaryota, Fungi, Basidiomycota, Agaricomycetes, Polyporales, Epitheliaceae.
AUGACCACCUCCCUCGACCUCCUCAAGCAGACCGGCACCGUCGUCGUCUCCGACUCCGGUGACUUCGAGACCAUCGAUGUCUACAAGCCCCAGGACGCGACUACCAACCCGUCGCUCAUUCUCGCGGCGGCCAAAAAGGAGGCUUAUCAGCAACUCAUCAACAACGCCGUCGAGUUCGGCAAGAGCAAGGGCGGCAGCCUUGACGAGCAGGUUGGCGCCUCCAUGGACCGCCUGCUUGUCGAGUUUGGCAAGGAGAUUCUGAAGAUCAUUCCCGGCCGUGUCUCGACCGAGGUCGACGCGCGCCUCUCCUAUAACAAGGAGGCCACCAAGGCCAAGGCCAAGGAGCUCAUCGCGCUCUACGACUCUGUCGGCGUUAAGAAGGAGCGCGUCUUGAUCAAGAUUGCGUCCACCUGGGAGGGUAUCCAGGCUGCGCGCGAGCUCGAGCGCGACGAGGGCAUCCACUGCAACCUCACCCUCCUCUUCGGCUUUGCGCAGGCCGUUGCUUGCGCCGAAGCUGGUGUCACCCUCAUUUCGCCGUUCGUCGGUCGCAUUCUCGACUGGUACAAGAAGGCCAAGCCUGGCCCAGACUACGUUGGCGACAACGACCCCGGUGUUCAGUCCGUGAAGAAGAUCUUCAACUACUACAAGCAGCACGGUUACAAGACGAUCGUCAUGGGUGCCUCCUUCCGUAACACUGGCGAGAUCAAAGCGCUCGCUGGUGUUGACUUCCUCACCAUCUCGCCUAAACUUCUUGAGGAACUUAAGAAUGACACCGCGCCCGUUCCCAAGAAGCUUGACUUCGCCCUCGCAGCUGCGUCUGCGGACCCCAUGCCGAAGAUCUCGUACAUCGACAAUGAGUCCGAGUUCCGCUGGGCGCUUUGCGAGGACGAGAUGGCGAACGACAAACUGAACGAGGGUAUCCGUGGGUUCGCGGCGGACGGCGAGACUCUCAAGAGCAUGCUGCGUGCGAAGCUCUCGGCGUGA